Molecule: messenger RNA, 1371 nt
Organism: Penicillium canariense
Lineage: Eukaryota; Fungi; Ascomycota; Eurotiomycetes; Eurotiales; Aspergillaceae
Exons: 2
Coding region: 1-1371 (456 amino acids)
Cellular component (GO): membrane
Molecular function (GO): glycosyltransferase activity
Source: RefSeq, a predicted model, not a curated record
AUGCUGGCCCUUCCUGCCCGGUAUGGGCGCUGGGUGCCUCUUUUGGGGCUUAUGACGCUCGUCCUGCUCUUCCUCCACCUAAUCGCAAGCCUGGAGACACAAAAAACCCAAGUGAUUUUCGAGCCAGAGUCCCAUCCCGCCGCAAAAAAUGAGACCGAGUCCAAACCCAAAGAUAAAACAUCACACUCUUGCCGCCCACUUCCGGGCGUGGAGAAUAUUUUGGUGGUGAUGAAGACGGGCAUUACGGAAGCCCAGGACAAAGUGCCAGUGCAUCUCCGCACAACAUUGCGCUGUAUCCCACACAAGCUCAUCGUCUCCGACUUUGAAGAGGAUAUCGCGGGCGUCCGGACGCACGACGUCUUCCGCAAUACUAGCGAGUCGCUAUUAUUGAACGGCGAUUUCGCCCUAUACAAUCGAGCCCGUGCGGGCGGCCGUGACGCCCUAACUCAGCAGGACCACACUAAAGUGGCCAAUGGUGCGGCUGGUAUGACGGACAAUCCAGGCUGGAAGCUGGACAAAUGGAAAUUCCUGCCGAUGAUCCAAGAAGCACGGGCCUAUCGUCCAGAUGUGCAGUGGUACGUCUUUCUGGAGGCCGAUACAUACACAAUCUGGCCGAACCUGCUCGCCUGGCUGGCCCAGCUCGACUCGCAGAAAAAGCUCUACCUUGGCAAUCAGAUGCAAAUUGGGGAAGAUGUUUUCGCCCACGGCGGGUCAGGCUUUGUGUUAUCUCAUGCCGCGAUGCAUGCCGUUGCCGACUAUCAUGCCGCCCAUGUCGAUCGUUGGAAUUAUAUCACCGAGACCCAGUGGGCGGGCGAUUGUGUAUUGGGCAUGGCGCUCAAACAGGCGGGGGUGGAUUUGACCUGGUCCUGGCCUCAUGUCAUAGCUCAGUCAUUAUGGGAACAAGAUGCGCUUGGCGAGUCAUUCGGCAGGACGCAGUGGUGUUAUCCUGCUAUGACAUUCCACCAUAUGACGCCUACAGACAUCGAUCGUUUAUAUGAGUUUGAUCGGAGGUGGUUCGCAAACGAAAACAACACCGUCCUUACGUACAGCGAUAUAUUCCGCAAUUUUGUCCGCCCUAUGCUCUCCGACCGGCUGGAUAACUGGAGCAAUUUCGCUGCAGACGGCGUUGCGCUCCGCAACGAGAACCCAGUCUCCAAGCCCCAAGCCUUCCACCACUGCGCGGAACUAUGCGCUCAGACCCCAGGCUGUAUGCAGUAUCGCCUGGACGUGGAUGGCAAGUGCUACACGUCGGAUUGGGCCCUGCGUGGUCUUCCCACUCCCGGCGUACGGUCGGGGACGAUGAUGUGGCGUGUGGACGCUGCGAUGCUAAAGAAGGGCAAAUGUAAAAAGCCGGAGUGGGUAUUGGAAUAA